Molecule: messenger RNA, 2466 nt
Organism: Ectocarpus sp. CCAP 1310/34
Lineage: Eukaryota; Phaeophyceae; Ectocarpales; Ectocarpaceae
Source: the annotation of a GenBank genome assembly
AUGGCAACAACAGCCCGUGGUUCCGUGGAGCGUACGGUUGCCCUGCUUUCUCGAGGGUCGGUGGACAUCGACGGAAGCUACGGUGAUGCGGGCCGGACCCCUCUUAUGGUGGCCUCCACCAUGGGAUACUUGCGGGUCGAAAGGGUUCUUUUGAGACUGGGAGCCGGUGUGUCGGUGGCGGACAAUGAUGGUGCGACUGCUCUACACCUGUCGGUUUUCAACCAACACCUGGCCGUCAGCAAGGCUCUGAUUAAGGCCGGUGCGGAGGUUGAAGCGCGUUGUGUAGACGGAAUGGUGGUGCUGAUCCACGCGGGUGCGAAUGUCGACAGUGAGCAAGAAAGCGGAGCGACACCCCUGUACACUUCGGCACGACAAGGGAGGCUUGAAGAUGUCAAAGUUCUCGUUGGGACGAAGGCGAAUCCGCUAGUGCCUGCAUACGACGGCGAAAGCCUGCCGCUCGACGCGGCGGCUGAAAACGGAUACCUGGGAGUUGUCCGCGAACUAGUACAGCGAUUCGGCAUCGAUGGUUGUUCUCGUGACGGUGGCGCGCAAGCUCUCGUGGAGGCCGCUUCUCAGAAUCAAACAGAUAUCGUCACUUUUUUGUUUGACAACGGCGUGGUGGACGCGGAGGGUAUUGCACUGUGUGCUGCCGUGGAAGGCCGGCGUGAGGAGUUUGUCAAGCUCCUUCUACGGAGACAGGGAUGCAAUGCGAACACCAGUACGCGUGCAUACGCCAACAUGGCCCACGACAGCACCUUGCCCAUGUACUCGAACCAACUUUUCCAAGACACCCCUCUUGUGAGCGCAUUUGAGCUGGGGGGCUUCUAUUCUCCCAGAAUCACGCGCUUGCUCCUGGACGCCGGCGCGGACGUGGCAUCGCGCGUUCGGUAUGAAGGAAUCGAAGGAGAUUGUGUAAUGCACGAUACGCCCUUGGCGAUCGCCGAAUCGAUUCUACCUUUGUGGGAGACCUAUGGAGAAACUUCGGAAGACGUGGAGUUCGGGCUCAAGGGUGUCAUACGCUUGCUGAAGCAGGUGGAUGCAGUUCACGCUAUCUCCUGGUGUUGGCCGAACGCGCUCGAGAAAUCAACGCCGAUCGUUCGCAUGCUGCCGGGUCUGAAGCGCAGGGCGACGAAGCCUCGUGUGGUCUUGGCGGCCCUGUCUCGGUACAACGACAAGCAAGACGGACCGCUCCCGAGCGGCUCCGUCGAGCGUCCGAUUGCUACGACCGACAUCGACCGACGCUGUGGUGAUACGAACCAGACACCGCUGAUGGUGGCCUCCGUCAUUGGUUCCUCGCGCGUUGUCAGAGACCUCCUGAGGCAGGGUGCCAGCGUCUCGCUAGCGGACAGCGACGGUUAUCCUGCUCUGCACCACGCGGUGUAUCACAAACACCUGGCCGUGAGCAAAGACCUGAUCGAGGCGGGAGCGGACCUUGACGCGAGGCCCGGUGGCAUAGAUACACCACUUCACGUGGCCGCGACGAAAGGGUUUUGCCAAGAAAUGGUGGUGCUGAUCGACGCAGGCGCAAAUGUGGACAGCAGGCUCGACGACGGAGCAACACCGCUGUUCGGAGCGGCAAAGGACGGGCGGCUCGAAGCGGUCAGGGUUCUCCUUCGGGCGAACGCGAAUCCGCUCUUGUCUGCGGACGGCAGUCUCCCGCUAUAUAUGGCGGUUUACAAUGGACACCUGAAAGUGGUCCGCGAACUUGUGUAUUGGUACGGAACCGACGGCUGUACAAGCGACGGCGGCGCACUGGCUCUCGCAACGGCCGCUUCUCGCAAUCAGGUGGACAUCGUCACCUUCCUGUGCGAUGCCGGUGUGGUUGAUACGGAGGGCGUGGCCCUGUGUGCCGCCAUAGAGGGAUGUAGCGAGGCGUGCGUCUACCUUCUGCUGCGGAGACAGGGGAGAAAGGCCAGCACAGAUUCGCGUGCCUACGUCAAUAUGGACCACGGUAGUCUCCCGGAAACCUAUGACGAAUUCGUGUUCCAAGAACCACCGCUGGUGAGCACAUUCAAUCUGGGAAGCUUUCAUGCUCCCAGAUUCGCGCGCUUGCUACUUGAAGCCGGGGCGGACGCGACAUCGGGCGUUCGGUUCCCGUGCGACAGUGAUGAGGGGGAAGAAGACGAAGGUUUCAUCGGCACGCCCCUCGACUUGGCUACAUCGUACUUUCGCAGAUUCAGUCCCAUGAGAGUCCACCGCGAGAUGGUGCGGGGGCUGAAGGGUGUCAUCCGCUUGCUGCGACAGGAGGAGGCAGUUCACUCGGUGUCCUGGACGUGGCCAAUCGACACAGGUCGUUCUGUAGAGCGUGCGUCCCGGAAGAAAUCAACAUCGAUCGCUCGCAUGCUCCCGCUUCUGAAGCGGAGGGCGGCGAAGCCUCGUGUGCUUUUGGCAGCCAUGUCUAGGUACAACGAGAAGCAGGACGGAACUUUCCUCGGGUACCUCCCCGAUAAAAACGCGGGAGUCUAA